Molecule: messenger RNA, 11937 nt
Organism: Plasmodium reichenowi
Lineage: Eukaryota; Apicomplexa; Aconoidasida; Haemosporida; Plasmodiidae
Product: putative membrane protein
Exons: 1
Source: RefSeq, a predicted model, not a curated record
AUGGAUGGGAAUAAAUUGAAAGAGGUAUGCAUUUUAUUAAAUAGUAAGAAUGAGAAGAAAAUACAACGUGGUAUAAAGAGAUUAUUUAGAUUAAUUAAAAAGAAUGAUUUUAAGAACACAUAUAAUAUUGAAAAGAAUAUAUAUGAUGUGGAUAUUAUAAUAGAGAAUAAUUAUUUGGAUAUAGUAAUAUAUUGUUUAUCUUUAAAUGUAGAAAAGACGAAAUCAUACAAAUUUGGUUAUUACAUUAAUUUAGAUUUUAUAGAAAUUAUAUUUUAUACAUUAAGUUGGGUGUUAUAUCAUAAAUUUAAAGAUUAUUGUUUUUAUAUUGAUAAUGAAGAAAAUAAAAAUGAAGUUCAAAUAAAAGAAAAAGAAGAGAACUUUAAAAAGAACACAUCCUUUUUGAAUUUAGGGAAUUUUUUUUAUGAUAAUGUUCAUUUUCUUGAAAUAAUAAUUUUAAAUAAUUUUCAUCAUAAUCGAGUGUAUAUAUUAAGCACAAUUUUUUAUUUCUUAUUAUAUCAUGAAAGGUUUCGUUUUGGUUUUUUUUCUUCGACGUCAUUAUUAGUAAAUUUAAUUAAGUUAAAAAAAAAUGUUGAAAAUAUUUCUGACUUGUUCAGGAAAAAUAAAUUGAAUGAGAAUGUUCAGGACGAAUUUUUCAUCCAAGGGAAAAAGAACAAGAAGGAAGAAAAUGAUGAAAAUAAAGAAAAUGAUGAAAAUAAUGAAAAUAACGAGAAAUUAAUUUUUAUAAGAAAUACAUAUGAAGAAGAAUUAAUUUAUUUAUAUAAAUUUUUAGUUCUUCAGAACAGAACUAACAAUUUAAAAAAUAAUUUUGUAGAGAAAGGUAAAAAUAUGGCGAGGCAUUAUGGUUUGGUAAGCGAGUUUAUGUUAUUAAAAAAAAAUGGAAAGUUCAAGGUGCAUAGGGAAAAGGCUAUAAAUGAGGAGAAAAAUAAAAGUAAUGAUAUGAUAAAUAAUAAAAUGGAUAUUAAAAAAUGCAUAUUAAAUAAAGGAAAUAAUAACAACAACAACAAUAAUAAUAAUAAUAAUAAUAAUAAUGAUAAUGGUAAUUAUUUUGAGAUUGUAAGAGGAUCCAUUUUGAUAUACUCCAUUUACCGUUAUAUUUUUAGCUCAAAGAAUGACGACUUAUAUAAACAUUUUAAUCCAAUAUGUGAUGAAUUAUAUGACAUUUUUAUUAAUACAAGUGAGUGUUGUAAAUAUUAUAUUUUAUUAUGUUUAUAUGAAAUAUUAAAAAAAAGUGAGAAUUAUAAAUAUAUGAAUCUUUUCCUAUUGUUCAUAAAAUUGUUAAGUGUAUUUUUAAAUAACGUACAAAAAAAUGUAGACACACAUUUUCUUUUCCUUAUGAAUAAUUUAUUGUUAUUACAAAGAAAUACAUUUUAUUCCAUAUACCAAAACGGUGUAUUUAAUUAUAAACAUAUAAUUCUUUUCAAAUGUUCCAUUGGAGAGAAUAAAAAUAUGAAUAAAUUGAAAAAUGAAAAAUCCCCUCCCUCCCCAAAUAAGAAAAAAAAAAAAAAAAAAAAUUACUACUUUAUAAUAAAAAAUAAAAAUACAGAGAGGUCUUUAUUAUAUAAUGCUGUAAAUAGUUAUGAAGAUAUAUUAAAUAAUAUCGAUCAAAUGGAAGAAAAUAACAAAUAUAUACAAACAAAAUAUGGAUUAUUAUUAAAAGUGAAUAAAGGAGAUAUAUAUUAUGUGUCCCUUUUGUUUUAUAUUCUUCAGGUUUAUAUAGAUAUAUGUCUGAAUGAAAAAAAACAAUUUUUAUUAAAUAGUUAUAUGGACGAUAUUAGUAAUAAUAAUAAUGAUAAUAAUAAUAAUAAUAAUAGUAAUAGUAAUAGUUAUAGAUAUAAAAAGGAUAACAAUUUUAAGGAUAUAAAAAAUAUUAACAAUUUGUAUAAUAUGAAUAAAUCUAUUGUAGGAAAAUCAUUAACUCAUAAAUUAAAUGAAAAUUUUUUUAAUUUUUUGACAGAUCUAAAUAUUAAAUAUUUUAUUAAUCAUUUUGUUAUUAUUAAAACAAUAGGAACAUAUCAACAUCUUAUUAGUUUGUAUUAUAUGAAUAAUAAAAAGCUAGUAUUUAGUUAUGACAAAACAUUAUAUAUAUUUUUGUUCUUAAAAUUAUAUGUCGAACUUAAUAAAAUAUUUUUCAUAUGUAGAGAGAAUAAAAUAGAUGAUAAUAAAAAGAAGCAACGGGAAACUAAAAAAAAAUGUGCAGAAUGGGUAGGUGAUAAUGUAGGUUGGUCUGAUUUUUCUUUAUAUGAAGGUGAACAUUUUGUGUUAAAUAAUGAGGUGACAGAACAUAUGUAUAAUUUAGGAUGUAGUAAAAAAAUUGAAAGUGAAAAAAAAAAAAGAAAAUUUAAUUUUAACGAACAUAUUGAUGAGAUUGUACAUAAUUGUUGUGACGAGAAUUCUGUACAGGAUGAGUAUAAAAAUUUAAAUAAACGUUGUAAGGUACACAAGAGUGAUGCUUUGUCAGAUAUAUGUAUAAACAACAAUAAGAUGAUACAAAGUGCGUACGAUACGAUGAUUCGUAGUGAAAUGUGUGAUAUAUAUUGUGAUAAAGAUAGGAUUUUCUUAGAAUAUAAAUAUAUUUAUAAAAAGAUAAAUGUGGAGACAAUGAGAAACACUAAAUUUUUAGAUAUAAUAAAAGAGUUGAUUUAUUAUAAAAUGCUAUUAGAAAUGUACAAGAUGAGAGAAAAGCGUGCUGACUAUAAUAAGGAAUUAAUUUAUGAUGAGAAUAUUUUAAAGAACACCCUAAAAUAUAGUAACAACAGCAAUGGUAAUAAUAUAAAUAUAAAUAUAAAUAAUUUGUGUAAUUUUAAUUAUUAUCACAAUGUUGAUAUUUCAGAACUUGAAUUGAAUUAUUUGAAUAAAUUGAAUGAUGUCAUAUAUUUUUUUAUACCUUUCAAUAUAACCGAUUUUUUGUUAAAAAAAAUAACGAAGGCAGAUAAAAACAAUUUAUGUAAUUAUUUUAUUAUUUCAUAUGUUUAUUAUAUAUUAGAAGUAUUUAAAUGUAUAUGUAGAUUUAUACUGUCGGUAGAUAUUUUUAUACCGAUUCCAGAAGGUAUUAAUAAAAAGAUAUUAUUGAAGAGUAUAAAAUUGGAUAUAACGAAUAAGUUUUAUGAUAUAAUAUAUAAGUAUUAUAUUUUUGAAAUAUCUUAUGUAAAUAUGUAUAUAUCUAAGGAUAAUAUGAAUGAUAUGUGCAUAAAUAGUAAAAGAGGUGAAUAUGAGUAUAAUAACUUGAAGGGGAUAAGUAACAAGGUGAUGAGGAAUAAUAUGAAUAAUAAAAAUGUCGUACAAAAGAAUGAUCAAAGUAAUAGAAAUAAUAAUAAUAAUAAUAAUAAUAACAAUUUUGAUGAUGAUGAUGAUGAUGAUUACAUAUUAAAUAUAAAUAUGAACGAUGAUAUUAUAAAUUAUAGUGUAGAAAAGAAUAAAGAAGAAAAAGAGAUUGUUAAUAGUUUACAUUUUUUUUUAAAUGACAUAAUAGUUGAUAAGGAUAAUAUAUUUAUUUUACAUUUCAUUGUUGUAAGAAAUUUUAUUAAUUUAUUUAAAGAAUGUGAACUAAAAAAGAAAAUAUUAUAUGAAUUAUACAAUAAAAAGAAAAUUAUCCAGCUUCAUAACUUUAAGAUAUUUUAUAAUAUAAAUGAAAAUGUUUAUAAAAUAUUUUUGAAUAAUUUUAUAGACAAAUAUUAUGUUACGGUUGAAAAUUUUAAUAUUUUGGAUAAUCUCUUUUAUGUUUUUAUAUAUUAUAAAAGAAAUAUAAUUAUAGAUAAGGAAAUAAAAGAUAACGAAAAAAAUAUGAAACGUUUUUUGGAUAAUGAAAAAUAUUAUAAGUGUAUGGAAAUAUUAAUAUAUAGAUUUUUAAGUAAAACAGAUUUUUUUGAUUCGACAUCAUUAGAUGAAAUAAUAUUAUUUUUUUAUCUUUUAAGAAAUAUAAAUAAUUUGAGACAUUUUGUUUUUGUAUUGUCCUUAUUUUGUAGAUUCUUUAAUUUGUAUAAAACCAAGUUGAAAUAUGUAGAUAUGUUUAAUAAUGUUUCAUGGAGGAAAAAAUUAAAACAUAUGAAAAAAGAACCAAAUCAAUAUUCAAAAAUGUUAUAUCAUCAAGAUGGUUCUUUCUUUUUUAAGAUGAUUAUUUGUUUUUUCUGUACAUAUAAUUAUGAUGGUUUUUUAAGUGGGGUUCCCAUAUUAAAAGUGAUUAAAGAUGAAAAAGAAGACACACAACAUAAAAAGAGGAAAUUUGAUACCACCAAAAAAAAAAAUAUAUAUAAUAAUAAUAAUAAUAAUAAUAAUAAUAAUAAUAAUAAUAUUAAAAAUGACAGCCAGGAUAAGCAUAUUAAUAUUCCUCAUAAUGAUGAUAGGAGUGAUACGUGGUCUUACCAAAUCAAUGAUGUUUUAUAUAUUUAUUCAUACUACUUAAAUUAUAUCAAAUAUGUUUUGUUAUAUAAUCCGUAUAUAUAUAUGAACAUAAAACAUAAAUUAAAAAAAAAAAAAAGCCUAGAAGAAUUGUUCUACAUGUUUACAAAAAAGAAAGAAGUUUCUUUUGUAAAAUCGAGUGAGGAGGAUAAUAAUAAAGAUAGCCCAAACAAAAAUAUACAUAUUAUUACACAUGAAGAAGGCAACCAAAUGAUAGAUGUAUAUUUUAAUAAUUUUAUAUUGUUUCAAAAAAGUAUAAAAUUAUUUUUAAAACAAAUAAGAAAUUUAAACAAAAAAAAAAAAAUGAAAGUGAAACUAACAGAUGAGAGUUCUAAAUAUAAAAUGGAUAUAGAAGAAAUAUAUACCAAUACAUUAGAACCAUUUUGUUUAAAUUUUUUUUUUUUAAAAGGUGAUUAUAAUAGUUAUGAUAAAAACGCAAAAGAAUAUAAAGUUCAAAAUGAAUAUGGAAUUAUACAUAUGUUAACGAAUUGUAAGAAUAUAUUGCAUGCUUAUAUAAUUAAAAAUGAUAAUGAAUUUGUUUUAAAUCAAAAUGUUAUAUGUUGGAAUUCCGAUUUAAUAUAUCAUCAUAUGUGUAACAUUUCGUCGGUUUUAUUAAAUUAUUUUUUUAUUCUAUAUACAUAUAUACAAAGUGUACGAAAUAAAAGGGAUGAAGAAAAUAUAAACAUUAAUAUUAAUGUAUUUAUGUAUAUAAUAAGUAAAAUUAAUUAUGUUUUAAAAUUUUAUAUAUAUUCAAAAAAUGUAAGCAACAAUUAUUAUAAUAUAAAAAAAGAAAUCCCGUUUCAAUAUUAUAAAAAAGAUGAGGAAGAUUAUUAUUAUUUUAAUCAUAUGUUUGUAUUAAAAAAUAGACGUUUGGAAAAAAAUGUUUUUUUAUUAUCAUUAAAUAUUUUAAAGAACAGGUGGUUUUUUAUAUUGUUAAAAUAUUUUAUACAUAAAUAUGAAACUUAUACAGAUGUGUUUGAAGAGUUCUUAUAUUUAUAUUUAUCCUUCUUAAACAAAAAUAUGAAUACAUUUUUUCGUAUAGUACAAAAAAAGAAAAAAACUAAAUUGUUAUUACGAAAUUUGAUGAUAAAUAUAAUUAUGGGGAUUGUAUUACAUGAUAUUGUAGAACAUGAGGGGGUCGAGGUGUUUAAAAAAAAAGUAUGUUAUAUAACAUUGUGUAUAUUGAAAAAGUUAAAUGAAGAUGAAAACUUUAUCAGCUCUUACUUGAAUCAGUCUAAUCAUUUAUUAAAGAAUGAAACAGACGUAAACAUUAUUAUUGAUGAUAAGGAUGGUACUUUUGAUUGUACAUGUUUUUUUUGUGAUGGGAAGUGCACUUUUUUAAUGUGCGAAGAAGGUAAUAGUUAUGUUUUACAAAAGAAUGAGAAAAUUAUUUUUGAACAAUUGGUUUUAUAUUAUAUAUUCAAGAUGAGAAAUGAAAAAUUAAAAAGAAAAAACAGAAAGAAAGAAUACAUAUAUGAUGAUCACAAAAGAGAAGAGCAUCUUCUUCGUAGUAGUAAUAAUAAUAUACCUGUGUUAAUUAACCUAAUUAUAGAUAAAAGAAAUAUAAAUGAUAAAAUGAAAAUAUUAUUAAAUAAAUUAUGUAGGUUAUAUAUUAGAAAAUGUUAUAAUAAUAAUUAUAUUAUGAAUAAGGAUAUAAUAAAAAAGAUAAUUAUGGAAAGGUUAAGUGAUAAGAAUAAUGAUAUAUUUGUUUUUACAAAAAGAAUUAAAGAUGAUUAUAUAUAUUUAUUAGAACAUGAAGAUAUUGAAAAUGAUAUGUAUGUCUUUUUUAUGUAUAAUUUUUUAAAUACGGUGGAUAUUAAAUUUUUGAAUAAUGAAAAGGAGAAUAUAAAUAAGGACAAUUAUUUUGUUAUUUUAUUUUUAUUAUAUUUAAUAAGAAAUAAAAAAAUUAGUGCUAUAGAAAAUGAAGUAAAUUAUGUACCCAUAUUUAAAGAAUAUGACACCUUAUGGUUGUUAUUAAACAAUAUAGAAUAUGAAGAAAUAUAUUAUUUAAAAAAGGAAGUAUUCCAUAAAUCGUUUGCUGAAAAAUGUUUAGAUAAUAUUAUAUGUGCAUAUAAAAAUGGUCGACAAAAAAACAAAUUAAGUUUCUUAUUAUUAGUAACAAUCCAUUUUAAAAAUAAAAUAUGUUUAUUUAUUGCUUUGUCCAUUUUGUUUUAUGUUGGUGAUAUGUUAAAUGAAAGCAAAGAAAAAAGAAAGAGCAUGUUGAAAAAAUAUGAGGAUAUAUCGUUUAUAAGGAGAAUAUGUAAGGUUCUUUUUUUUUAUUUUUAUGGUUAUAUAUUUAAAUAUAAUAAAUACCAAAGAUUCAACAAUUGUCAAGAAAAUGUUGAGGAGAAUAAUAACUUAAAUAGGUGUCCGAAUGAUGAAUAUAUUUUUAAAUCAUACGAAAAUAUAACUCUUUUUUUAUUUAAAAAAUUGUUUAAAUGUUUUUUACGAUAUGAAGAAAUGGUUGAUAAUGUAAGUGACGAGAAAAUAAAUGAAUAUGAGCAUAUACAAAAUGUAGAAAUGGAUAUGAAACCGAAUUUGAAAAUUCUAACAAAUAAUAAUAAUAAUCAUAAUAAUAAUAAUAAUAAUAAUAAUAUUAUGUGUAGUAAUAGUGAUGCUGAUGAAGAAGGGUAUAAGAACUUAAAUAUGAUGAGAGGAUGUAAUAUAGAUGUAAAUAAUUAUGUUGCAGAUUCGAACAAGAUAAAACAAAAUGAAUACAUUAUAAAGUAUAUGUCCAAAAGAAGGAAUGAUUAUCACAUGUUAUUAUUAUUAUUAUUAAAUUUGGUGAACAAAAAGAUAGAGAAUGACAAUGAUAAUAAUAAUUAUGUGGAUGGUGAAGAUGUAAACAAAACAGUUGGUAUGAAGAAAAUAGAAAAGAAUAUAUAUCUACAUUGGAAGAGUAUAUUAUUAUUUAUUUCAUUUUUAAACAAGAACGAAAUUAAAAAAGGUAAUUUUUAUUAUGAAUAUGUGAUGAAAAAAUAUAUUUAUAUGUUCAUAGAUCAUGAUUUGAAUAUGGAAAAAGAAGAAAAUAAAGAAGGUCAUAUUAUUUAUAAAAAGAAAAAAAGAUAUAUUUUAUUUUACAUUUACUUUUUAAUAUAUAAAUUUAUGAAAUUAAAAGAGUUAGAUGUUUUAUGUAUGAUUGAAAUAUUUUUCAAAAAUGUUUUGAUCGAAGAAUUUAUUGUAUCUAUAUUGGAAGAAUAUGAAAAGAUGGAAAAUGAAGACAAAAAGAAAAAUGAAAAAUUGGUAAUUUUUUUAUUAAAAAUGAUAAAAAUAUUUUAUAGUGAAUGGUACAAUUUAUGUAAAGAUAAAUAUGUAAAACAAGAAAUUUAUUUAAAAGGUUUAAAUAUUAACAUUUUUAAUGCAUUAAAAAGAAUUUAUAGUUACACUAUGACCAAUAUAAAUAUAUAUAUAAGAAACAUAUUUUUUGUGGACCUAUGUAAUUAUCUAAAUUUUAUUUCUUUGAACAAUAUAUUAGAUAACAAAUUAAUAGAUGAAGUAUUAAAAUUUAAAGAAUUUAAUGUAAAUUAUGAUAAUAAUUAUAAUUGGCUAAAUAUGAACACAAGUAUGGUAAACAAAACAUGUCUCUAUUUUAAUUUUAAUGAAAAUAUAUAUUAUAUGUUACGAAACAAUGAUGAAACAAUAAAUAACGAUAAUGAUAAUAAUGAUAAUAAUAAUAAUAAUAAUAAUAAUAAUAAUAAGAAUAAUAUUAAUAAUAAUAAUAAUAAUAAUAAUAAGAAUAAUAUUAAUGAUUUAAAAGAUUUUAAUUAUUGUGAAGAUGGAAAUAAUUUUUUCAAUAAUAAUUAUAAAAAUAAUAUGAACAAGUCAGGUGAAAACCAAUAUUUUGAAAACUCAAAAAUGGCUAGCUCAGUAGAAAAUGAAGAAAAAUAUGAAUAUAAUAACAUCAGAAAAGAUAUUGGAAUAUAUAGAAGAAGUAGUAGAGUAUAUUUAAAAAGUAGUGGUAAAUAUGUAUACAGUAUAUUAAAUCAGAAUAAUUUUAUAAGAAAAGAGGUUUUUAAUUUAGCGUAUAAGAAUAAAUUAAAUAAAAAUAUAUAUGAUUAUUUCUUUUUAUUGUGUGUAUUGGUAAGUAAAUUAUUUUUUGUGUUUAUAUUGAUGUCAGAAAAGAUUAGGGUAUUUUUUUAUCACUUUAGGUUAUUAUAUACGUAUCAAAAAGAGGAGAUAUUUUUAAAUUUUGAUUUGUUGAGGAUGCAAGAAAUUAAUCGAAAGAUAAAAAAUUAUAUUAAGAAAUAUCCUGAUAUACAUUUUUAUAUAGAUUAUGACAACAAUGAGAAUGAAAAAGAGAAUGGGAUGAAUGGUAUGGAGAGAAAUUAUAUAAAUCAUGAUGAUUAUUACAUGGAUCAUUCUUAUGAGGAGAAUAAAAAAAGAAAAAAUCGAUUAGAUACAAGCAAGGGCUAUGAUAAUAGAAAUGUUAAUGUAUAUUUAGAUAAUAGUAAAAAAAUAAUUUCAUAUGAUGAAGAGAAAGAACACUUUCAUCAUUUAAAAAAAAAUCAAAACUAUGAUAGGAACUGUAAGUUUUGUAUAAAAUUUAGGGAGAUACAUAAAAUUGGUGAUACAGAAAGGAUAAUGAAUUUAUAUGAUAAGGAAGAAAAGACAAAUAUAAAGAAUAUGAUAUAUUACGGAAAGACAAUACGUACAAAUUUGUUUUUACAUAGUCCUUAUGAAUAUAAUAUAUAUAAAAAUUGUAAAACCUUUAUUGAUGAUGAAGAAUUUAAUAAUGAUGAUAUACGAGAAUCAAGAAAUGUGCAUAAUCACGCAGAUGAUGAUAACCACAAUUUUGAUGACAAUAACAAUUUUGAUGACAAUAACAAUUUUGAUGACAAUAACAAUUUUGAUGACAAUAACAAUAUUGAUGAUAAUAACAAUAUUGAUGAUAAUAACAAUUUUGAUGUUGAAGUCAAUGGGGAAAGUAAGAAUAUGAAUAGGAAAAAUAAAAGACCCAAUUUGAAUUUGAACAAAAUAAAUACUUAUUGCUUAAUCGAUGAAGACGAAUUAUUAUAUGGAAAGAAAUUAAAGGAAAAUCAUUUUACAAAAAGGUAUAAAAAAUUGUUAGAUAUAUAUUUUUUGAGUGAUGUCGAUUUUUUUGGGAGAUGGAUAAAAAUAUUUUCAAUGAACGGAUUGAAGUUAUUAAUAUUUUGCUUAAGUAGUAAUGAUUUAAUAGUUAGGACUAUAAGUUUGAAAGGAUUAUCUAUAUUUUUUCAAUUGAUUGAAAAUUCAUUUUUUCUUUAUAAAAUAAGAAAAAAGUUAUUAUCCUUCAAAAAGAAAAGUGGUAUGUAUACAGAUGAUAAAGAUGAUAAUUAUUAUGUGAAUGUUGAUGGAAGAGAUGUGUUGAAUAAUUUAUAUGAAUCUAAAAAAAGUGUAAUGAAAAAAAGGAAAUUAAUAAUACCUUUUAAAGAACUAUUUUAUUUAUAUUUUUUUAUGAAGAAAUUAAAAUAUUCAGUAGAUCCGUUAACAUAUUAUAUAAAUCCAAGUGUAUCAUCAUAUUGUUUUUUUUUCUUAAAUGAGGUAUAUAAAAAACAAAAUAUAGUGAAUACAUUGAAGAAUUUAAUUAGGAGUAAGACUUUUUCUUCUAUUUAUUUUUCGUAUUAUUAUUUAAAUAGUUUGUUUAAUAAUAAUUUUGAUUCUUUGGACAUCAUGAACUUUUUUAUUAUGUCAAAUCAGGGUUUGCAUUCGACGUGUUACAAUAGCAUAGGUUAUGAGGAAGGGGGCGGUAAAAAUGAUAAUAAUAAUGAUAAUAAUGAUGAAGAUAAUAAUAAUAAUAAUAAUGAUAAUAAUAAUGAAGAUAAUAAUAAUAAUGAUGAUAAUUAUGAUAAUAAUAACUAUGAUAAUUAUAAUAAUUAUAAUAAUAAUAAUAAUAAUUAUGAUAAUAAUAACUAUGAUAAUAAUAACUAUGAUAAUUAUAAUAAUUAUAAUGUAAAAGAAAAAAAGUUGAAUAACACCAUAGAUAGAAGUUAUUAUGCUACGACCAACUUUACUAAUAGGAUGAUGCUCGAUACUUUUGAUGAUGACCGGGAGGAUAACUACAGAUACAAAAAUAAGGACAAAUAUGAUAAUAAUAAUAAUGAUUAUAAUAAUGAUAAGAGUUAUUCAUUUGAAAAGAAGGAUGAAUAUAAAGAAAAAUUAUAUCUUAUAAAAUAUAAUUAUAGAUGUACCAUAAAAAACAUUUACCAUAUAUUAAAUCGAAAUGAUGUUUUUCAAAUAUAUAUAUCCAUAUUUUUUAAUAAUUAUAUAAAUCAUAACUUGUUAAAGAGGUUUUUAAUAUUACUUAUAUAUUCCAGCAAUGUCAUAAAUAUGAUAGGUAUGUGUGUAGAAAGUAUAGAUGAGGAAAAUGUCCUUUAUAUGGAAAAUAAGGAUAAUCAUAAUAAUAAUAAUAAUAAAAGAAAGAAUGUAGAUAAUAAUAUAAUUCCAUGUAAUGUAGAAAAAAAAAUGAAUGUUAUAGAUUUUUACAUAAAGAAUAAUUUAAUGAUGAAAUUAAUUAUAAAAGAUAAUAUAUUUUUAUGGUUAGACUUAAUUAUGAACCAAAAACUUUUUUCAGAAGUAAUGUCUUUUCAUUAUCCUAGUUCUUUUGUAUUCCCCAUUAUGAAUUAUUAUGAUUUGUCCAAUGAGCAUGAGCUAUUAUAUAAAAAGAUGAUAAAAGAAAAGGUAUGGUCCUAUAUAAAAAAUGAGAAGUAUCCAAACGAAUUAUAUAAUAAGAGCAUGUAUAGUAUUAUGUAUGAUAUGAAAUAUAUUGAAGAAAAUGAUUUAUGUGUACAUAAAAAAGAAAGUAGUAUAAGAACAAGCAAAAAUGAUGAAAUUAGAGAUGUUAAAAAUGUAGAUAUUUAUAUGGAUGAGGAAUAUAAUGAGAAGAUAGAAAAAGAAAGUAAUAUAUGUGAUAUACAUAAAAGAAAUGAAAAGAUGUUACUUGCUCAUAAUAGUGUUCAUAUUAAUAAAAUAAAGAAUAAAAUGUAUGAUUAUUUAGAAAAUUUGAUUAAGAAGAAAUAUAUGAUAGGUUAUAGUUUUAAAGAAAGUUACAAUAAAACGUCAGAAAUAUUAUUUUGCAUAAGUUUAUUUAUAAAAAAUGUUGUAUCUAAUAUAUUUUAUCCAGGAAUAGAUUAUUGUGAUAUAUUUCAUAAGAAUAUUUUAUUAGAUAAUGAAAAGAAAAUAUUGAAAGAAUUCAUUUUAACGAAUGCGUAUAAUAUAAUAACACUAGGAAAAAAAAAAAAAAAUAUAUUAAAUAAUAAUAAUAAUAAUAAUAAUAAUAUGCAUACCUAUGAGAUAUGGAAUUAUUGGUAUAGUGUGUUUCAUAAAUUAUAUUCAUUUAAAAUAAGAUGCUUUUUAUUUAUUAAAAAAAAUGAAGAGGAAAAAAAUAAUAAAAACGAAAAUAUCAGGAAAACUAGCCAUAUGAAUAUAUAUGAUGACUUAAUACAAAUUAUAAGAAACUUGAUUAGGGGCUUAUAUUAUAUCUUUUUGAAUGUAUAUCAUAAGGAAUAUUUUUAUCUCUUUAUAUAUGAAGAAGCAGAAGAGGAC